AUGUCUCCGAUUGAGAAUUCCUCGUCUUGGACACUCGAAUCCGACCUCGAGGAUCUAGACAUUGACCUCCAGGAUUACGGACCAUCCGUACCUUUGAAGAAAGUCCCCAACGGAGACGUUUUCGAAGCCUCACGCGCCGGUGACGUCGAUAGGCUCCGAUACCUUCUCGAGACCGGAGUGAACGUCAACGCCCGUGACCGAUGGGACUCCGUCGCUCUCUAUUACGCUUGUCUCGCCGGCCACAUCGACGCCGCGAGGAUGCUUCUAGAGAACGGCGCGAUUUGCUCCGAACAUACUUUCGACGGCGAUCGUUGUCACUACGCUUCUCUUAAUCUCAGGAUUCGGAAGCUUCUUAAGGCGUUUGAAGCUCGUCCGCCUCCGCUUGGUCCCUUGCAAGCUUCUCUUAGGGAAACGUUUUUGGGAUGUUGUCACAAUCGGGCUUAUCUGAAACAAGCUUCCGAUGCUAAUAUUGAUGUUUCCGCCACAGACCAAUUUCUUAGGAAAGUCGAGUUCUUGAAUCCAAUUCAGCACAUUGUAGUUGUGUUUCCUCUUUUAAAUCUAAUGGAUCUUGUGCCUGUUGCUUUGUUUGAUGAGGUGGGUAGCUCCAAUUACUUCCCACCGGAUGUUGUAUUCUUCGUGCAAGGUAGACCACUUGAAGCACACAGGGUUAUCUUAAGUGCUCGAUCUCCGUUUUUCAAGCAAAAGUUUGAGAAUGAAUGGAAAAACCGGAGAGAAGUUAGGUUGUCCAAAGAGAAGCUCUCGUAUCCUGCUCUGUGUAGUCUCAUCCACUUCUUCUACUCGGAUAGGCUGGAGAUUUCGGUGGAUGAUAUGGAAGACCUCGUGAGGAUCUGCAAAGUUUGUAAAUGCGAGUCGCUGCAGAAGAUCAUUGAGAAGGAACUGAUUCACCAGAAAUAUGCAGAGUACAAGACACAUAGGGAUCUUGAUAACUCCAUGAAACGGUUUAUCUUACAGGGGAUAUCCCUUCCAGAGGAAGACAGGCUUCCUGCUUCAUUGCACCGGAUUCUUCGAGUUUCCCUUGCGAAAUCGUUUGCAGAUAUCGAUUCAUCUAUUGGGGAUAUGAGAGUCGGUGAUUCUGUGGAUAACCUUGUUGAUGUUUGUGUUAAAGUUGAUAAAAGGACUUUCUACUGCCAUCAAGCUGAGGAAAUCUUUGAUGUUGCAUCUCGCUACUUGUUGUUUCCUCUUAAACGUGCUGUGGGUGAAGCCUUGUUGCCUCACUUGGAAACUGCCACACCUGCGGAACUCUGUCAUUGGCUGGUUUUGUCAGAUAUGUACGGUGUGUUGAAGAUAAGAGAGUACUGCCUAGACUUGGUUGCUUGUAACUUCGAGGCGUUUGUUGAAACUCGCGAGUUCAGGACGAUGCUAUUGACAUUGCCUCCACCAUCAGGAGACUCUUCACUUCGAACCACUGUUCCAAGUGCACCAGGCGCAAUGAUGACCGCUGAGCAAGUGAAUCUGCUCGAUGACCUGAGAGAGAAGUGGCUUGAAGCAGAGGCUUUAGAGCUUGACAUGAGAGACGAGAGCGCUUUGAUUUUCGAUAAGCGACUCAGAAUGCUCGUGGAGAUGGCAGAGUCAGAAGCUAAGGAUGACAAAGACACUGGCGCAUAG
This is a messenger RNA of Thlaspi arvense, 1626 nucleotides long. The record is from the annotation of a GenBank genome assembly. NCBI's taxonomy places the organism in Eukaryota, Viridiplantae, Streptophyta, Magnoliopsida, Brassicales, Brassicaceae.